AUGGUGAUUAGACCUCCGAUCGAAACAUGGAGUCGAGUCGAAUUGGAGGAACAGUUCCACAAUGCUUAUCAACAACUACAAACUGCACAGAAGACGAUCAACGAGCAAAACAAGAAAAUAACCGUGUUGAACACGAGACUUCGACGAUCGGUAAUGGAACGAAAAGCGAAAGAAGACGCUUAUGUGGAGAAAGAAAAAUUCGAUGAAUUAGAGCGUGAAAAUCAACUCCUUGCACUGAAGGCCUGUAAUCAUGGAAUCACGACUCCCACCACACGGAUAAGCGAAGCGGCAUUGAAGGAUAAGGCCAGCUAUAUUCGUCUUAAUCGGCUAGUGAGGGAGAAAAAUAGUCAAGUUGCAGAGUUACAGUAUGAAAUUGAGCGGCUUAAUGGGUUACUUCAUGACCUUCGUUCUCAACUCGAAUCAAAAACGAGUGCUAUGCGUGAACUCGAAAUAGAGGUGCGUAACGCAAGGGAACAUGCGGACGAUGCUCAAUAUCUAGGAAAAAUUGAAUUGGUCACCAAACAGCUGUCUGUUGUCCAGGCUGAAAACGAGGUUCUGAAGGAAGCGAAUGAGCGACUUGUAAAACAGUCACUAUCGAUGGAAUUUGAUGAGAGCAUGAAGGAACAGAUCGAGCUGAGAAAACAACUCACAUUACUUGAAGAAAAACUAAAAGAAGCCGAACAACGACGAGCAAAAACGGAGCAGAAAUUGAGAAAAGAACGGCGGACACUGAAAAAUCUCAAGGAAAGAGGUCUCACUACAAAAGGGGCGAUCUUGGUCCAGACGGAACAGCUGAAAAGCGAGGAAUCUAUCGAUGAGCUUGAAUCUGUUCCAGCGAAGAGAAGAGAAACCCGUAAAAGGAAGAAGAAGGGAUUAGACGAUGACGAUAUCCUUGAACGCCUCUAUCGGGAUGUGGCAGCGAUUUUGGAGACCCAUGACAACUAUGAUGACGGCAUAAUUGACGGAACAAUGGGACCAGCUGAGAAGCUGGCAAAGUGGAAAAAAAUGUACGCAUCACUUUACGAUGAAUUGGAAAAAUUACGAAAAAUGCUUCUUAUUCAGCAUGAUAUUAAUCAAAAACAGAACAGUGAGGAAACCGUGGCUGAAAUUUCCACGGAUCUCUCCAUUAUGUUCACAUCGCUCAGUUUGUCGGACGAGUAUGUGGCCGCCGUCGGAGCUUGUCCAGCGCACUUUUUAUCGUUGGAAUUUUUCGAUUUCGAACUACAAACCACUCCGAUCCUUACAAAACAAACAACACCGUUGGAUUUCACCACCAUUUACAAUGUGGUGGUGUCCAAUCUUUUCGUCCAUUACAUAGAAACGAACGGCAUCACUAUCGAGCUCUACACCCCACAAGGAACGAAUUACUCUUUACUCGCUGCUGGAGUGGUGAACUUAAAGCCGCUGCUACAGAAAGGAGCAAAGAGUCGCUUUGUUGGCGAAUUGAAGCUGAUCUCGCUUGAAUCAGGAUCUAUGAUAGCAACGUUGAAGUAUGAACUCAACACUACUGAGGAGCUAGCAAAAUCAAUAAUUAGCUACCAGAUGACUGAAGCCGCUCAAAAACUUCUUCCCAUAGAAAUACCAGCAGAUGAACAACCAUUUGAAGAACUUACAGUGAUGGUGCACCGGUGCACAGGCCCACUGGAAGUAUGUGUGAUCUAUGAGUUCUUCUCUUUUUCUCCGUAUUUCACAAAUUUUGUGACCUCAUCAAAAACCGCAGAGUUGAACUCAAAAAGGGAUUGGAGUGUUCCCGUUGAUGCAUUACAGUCCUACCUAGGAGAAACGGAAAUAACAUUCUUCCUGUUCGAAAAUCGCCCGGAGACCGGUGAAGAAAAGGACGGCGUAUUGGCAAUGUUAUCGUUACCGCUGGCUCCGUUAGCAGAAAAUAAACCGAUUAAAGGAUCCUUCAUGAUGGUGAAGUCCGAUGGAAACGAUAGCGGAGCUUAUCUGGAUGUGACGAUCAUGUGGAAGCACGGAUUGACUCAUAUUCCAUCUAAACCCACCACCACACAUCUACCAUCGGAGCCAAAAGAUGAACCAAAACAGAUCAAAGAAUCCAAGAAAGAAAAUCCACCGGAUCUUGUGCGACCGUCCGUCCUUCCGCAGGAAUCGGUCGAUAUAAUUCGGAAGGACAGCUCUUCUCCCGAUGAUAAUUAUUCACCAAUUUUUGUAGUGAGUCCUAAGAUCCCUUCGAUCACUGAAGUGAUCCGCAGGGCUGAUCCGAGUUCGGGAGGAUUAGAAACGAUAUCCUUGAAAGGUCCGUCAAGGGUUCCAGAUGCUACCGCUACCAAGGAUGCAGUUGUAGAAGAAAAAGAAGAAGAUAAGUCAUCCUCGUCGUCGUCGGCGUCAAGCGUGGCGUCUCAAACAGCGCCGCUUCCCAACGCACCUCCACUCAGUGCGACCGGGACACAGGAAAGCACGGAAUCGCAAUCGGAACCCACCAUAAAUGUAGUGCAAGUUGAUGCAGGAAGUCGUGACUCUGACCUGCUUCCUGUAGAGACUCCGUCAAAAAUGGAAAAAGACAAGAACGAGAUACGGAGUCUACUAGGAGUUUUGCCUCCAAUCGCUAAACCAAGGCUUUCAAAGCCUCCAACGGAUUUUUCGAAUUUCUCCCAUAUAAGCAGGCCAGAUGCUAAGCAAGACAGUAGAGAAUCGUCGAGAAGUAAGACGAGCUCGGAAAAUGAUGAUCAAUUCAAGGAUCGCGAACGGACGGUCUUCUUCACGGAUCCGCUUCAUAAGUCUAUUCCUCCCAGCGAAACGUCUUCCGUGUCCUCUCCACCUCCUAAGCCUCCCGUACGACUUCCUGCUUUAGGUGGUAGAAGUGUGAUAAGGGUGAAAAACGUGGAACAAGAGGACGAUUCGGAUGUGGAUGAAAGUCGGACUGUGUCGAUUUUCAUCGACAGAAUCUACAUUCCUGAAUUCUCUCGUCUACUGGAUCCAGCCUUUGAUAAAGUUAAAGUAUAUGUGGAUUGGUUCUUCUUGGAUUAUCCAUUAGAAGAAUCCAGAACACCAGAGGCAAUUGAACUUCCUCGCAUACCUGAUUCUCCUGGGAUAUUUUCCUACAAAAAAAGUUUGAAAGAUGUCAUAGAUAUUACUAUAGAUUGUUUGUUAAAUGAUUUUUUUUUCAAAGAUUUUCAACUAUCCAAACGACGUGUGGCCCUGUUGGAACAAUGGCUUGAGUUGGGUAACCGUCUCGAUUUCACUCUGAUCACCGAAGGAGAAGACAGUGAGGAGUUGGCUGUGGCACAGUUGGAACUUAGUCGAACUGCCACGGAUGAAACGACCACCAUCCAGUUUCUGGACAUCAACGGCGAACACUACGCGGACCUAGAUCUCAUCAUCUCCUAUUCACCGCAGAUUUUCGACUGUUUAAAGAGCUGA
This is a messenger RNA of Necator americanus (New World hookworm), 3381 nucleotides long. RefSeq lists its product as uncharacterized. The transcript has 23 exons. Gene Ontology annotation, biological process: non-motile cilium assembly. The coding region runs from base 1 to 3381 and encodes 1126 amino acids. Gene Ontology annotation, cellular component: ciliary transition zone. Lineage: Eukaryota; Metazoa; Nematoda; Chromadorea; Rhabditida; Ancylostomatidae. The record is from RefSeq and is a predicted model, not a curated record.